Balaenoptera acutorostrata (minke whale) is the source of this 969-nucleotide messenger RNA. RefSeq names its product TNF receptor superfamily member 9 (gene TNFRSF9). Gene Ontology annotation, biological process: apoptotic process; negative regulation of cell population proliferation. Gene Ontology annotation, cellular component: external side of plasma membrane. Gene Ontology annotation, molecular function: cytokine binding; signaling receptor activity. The coding region runs from base 99 to 881 and encodes 260 amino acids. The record is from RefSeq and is a predicted model, not a curated record. Lineage: Eukaryota; Metazoa; Chordata; Mammalia; Artiodactyla; Balaenopteridae. The transcript has 8 exons.
GGAAAGUUCUCCACCAGCCCUGCGAUCUCAAGAGUGGUACUUGUGAAACCAGCUACUUUGAUUAAAAUUCUUUUGGAAUCUGCUUGGCUAAUACGUCUAUGCAAGAUUUCAUCAUGGGAAAUUGCUAUUACAACAUAGUGGCUACUGUGCUGUUGGUCAUGAAUUUCGAGAGGACAAGAUCAUUGCAGGAUUUCUGUAGUAACUGUUCAGCGGGUACUUUCUGUGGGAAAAACAAGCAUGAGCUUUGCACUCCUUGUCCUUCAAAUAGUUUCUCCAGCACAAGUGGACAAAAGACCUGUGAUGUAUGCAGGAAGUGUGAAGGUGUUUUCAGGACCAAGAAAGCAUGUUCCUCCACCAGCAAUGCAGAGUGUGAGUGUGUGUCAGGAUUCUACUGCCUGGGGGAAGGAUGUACCAUGUGUGAAGAGGACUGUAAACAAGGUCAAGAAUUAACAAAAGAGGGUUGUAAAGACUGUUCCUUUGGGACAUUUAAUGAUCGGGAACAUGGUGACUGUAAACCUUGGACAGACUGUUCUUUGGAUGGGAAGUCUGUCCUUGUGAAUGGGACGAAGGAAAGCGAUGUGGUAUGCGGACCAGCGUCAGCAGACUUCUCUCCAGGUGCAUCUUCCACCGUCAUGCCUGCCCCUGGGGGAGAGCCAGGUCACACCACCCGGAUCAUCAUCUUCUUUCUUGCACUGACGUCGACUGCAGUGCUGUUCCUGGCGUCCUUCGUGGUGCUCCGUUUCUCUGUGGUUAAACAGGGCAGAAAGAAGCUCCUGUAUAUAUUCAAACAACCAUUUAUGAGACCAGUACAAACAGCCCAAGAGGAAGAUGCCUGCAGUUGCCGGUUUCCAGAAGAAGAGGAAGGAGAGUGUGAACUGUGAAGAGGAAAUCCAAAGACAUGUUGGAAGAAUCACAGGAGAAAUAUGAGGGAUCCCACUACCGUACCUUUCAAGUUUAAAAGCUCCAUAC